AUGAGGCCCAGAGUUUCCGAUUUCGAUGGCUUGGAGCAGGUCAUCUUCCGAAUAAUAGCGGUGUCGUUGGGAGUUGCUAUGCUAUGCCUCUACAUCUAUGAAACGGUCCAGUUUGGACUGGUCAUCUUCCUAGGCUUCGCGUCGGCCCCAUGGACCAUUCUCUACAACACCGCCGAGGCACUGCUGCUCUUCGACAAAAGCCGGCGCAUGGGCCGACCGCCGCCGUGGCUCUACGCCUGCUUGGAGCUCACCAGCAUGUUCUUAACCGCCACGUCGGGCGUGUGGACGCUCUUUGUUGGAUUUAUGGAAGGGACAACGUAUAGCCACGCGCGGAUGGCGACGGCCGGAGCCAUGAACUUUGGCCUGGCAGCUAUGCACCUCGUCUUCUUCUUUUGGGUGGGCGAGUGCUUCGGAUGCAUUCCGGAUCCCGAAGCCAACGAUACCUUGCUGAAGCGCUAA
This is a messenger RNA of Parascedosporium putredinis, 459 nucleotides long. The record is from the annotation of a GenBank genome assembly. Lineage: Eukaryota; Fungi; Ascomycota; Sordariomycetes; Microascales; Microascaceae.